This is a messenger RNA of Amaranthus tricolor (Joseph's coat), 1840 nucleotides long. RefSeq names its product protein TRAUCO. The record is from RefSeq and is a predicted model, not a curated record. The coding region runs from base 252 to 1634 and encodes 460 amino acids. Gene Ontology annotation, molecular function: transcription cis-regulatory region binding; protein binding. Gene Ontology annotation, cellular component: Set1C/COMPASS complex. NCBI's taxonomy places the organism in Eukaryota, Viridiplantae, Streptophyta, Magnoliopsida, Caryophyllales, Amaranthaceae. The transcript is spliced from 2 exons.
ACAAAGAAAAUAAUCUGAAUUAAACAUGAAAGUUGUUCCAACACCAAGUUUUUAGUCUUCCUAAGCUUUCCCACCGAGGCACCAGCUCUAUCUCUUCAUAUUUCUAUUUCUUUGUUUGUUUUCCCCCAAAAUCACAGUUCAAUAAACCCUAAAUUUAAUGCUUCUUAAAGUUUUCCUUGCAAAAUUGUACAAAACCCUAAUUUUUUCCGGAUCUUUCUCUCCGUUUAUUUAGUACCUUUCCCUUUUCUGUUAUGGACACUUUGCAAGAAACUUACAAAGACGAAGAUUCAGAAAAUUCAGAAAACAACCAAAUUCUCCUCAAUAUGUCAAGUCAAGAAGACCCAAUUCCUGAAACGAAUUCAAUUGAAAACAAUGAAACAAAUUCGACCCAAAACCCUAACCCUAAUUUAGAUUCAAACCCAGAAACCACUACCCUUGAACCCGAAUCAAACCCUGAUUCAAUGCCCGUUGAAUCAUCAGAAAUUCCGACCCCAUUGAUAACAAAAUCCGAAACUUUAGGGUCAGAAGAUGUUUCUUCUGAAUCAAUUUCAGAAGAUGAGCAAAACCCAGAAAAUUUAACUGCAAAAAAGAUGAUGGAUGAUGAAGAAGAUGAAAAUCCCUCAUCGAAGAAACAGAAAUCACUUGCAAACUUUGAAGUUGAUGCAUCUGAUGCGAAGCCGGUGAACGGGAAUGGCAAUGCGGGUGGAGGAAGUGGCAAGAAAUCGUCUUCGAAGAAGAAGACUAAAGGGAACAAUGUGUGGACGAAGACAACUUCAAGGAAAGGGAAGAAAAAAUCUAAGAACAACAAUCUCAAUAACGGCAAUAAUCACAAUGCAGCUGCGCCUAAAGCAGAGGAUGCUGUUUUGAUCACUCCGAUUCCGAGGUUUCCUGAUAAGAAUGAUGAUUUUCCUGAAUCAAAGAUAUGUCUUUCUAAGGUUUAUAAGGCGGAAAAGGUCGAAUUGAGUGAGGAUAGAUUAAGUGCUGGGAGUUGUAAAGGGUAUAGAAUGGUGAGGGCAACAAGAGGGGUGAGUGAAGGUGCUUGGUAUUUUGAGAUUAAUGUGGUUAAAUUGGGAGAGACAGGGCAUACAAGGUUGGGGUGGUCGACCGAGAAAGGGGAUUUGCAAGCGCCUGUUGGGUACGAUGGGAAUAGUUUUGGGUACAGGGAUAUUGAUGGGAGUAAGAUUCAUAAGGCAUUGAGGGAGAAGUAUGGGGAAGAAGGGUAUAAAGAAGGAGAUGUAAUUGGUUUUUAUAUUAAUUUGCCUGAUGGGAAUUUGUAUGCUCCUAAACCGCCUCGUUUGGUUUGGUAUAAAGGACAGAAGUAUGUUUGUGCUCCGGACCCUAAGGAAGAUCCUCCUAAGAUUAUUCCUGGGAGUGAAAUAUCCUUUUUCAAGAAUGGCGUUUGUCAGGGAGUUGCUUUCAAGGAUCUUUUUGGUGGACGCUAUUAUCCUGCUGCAUCAAUGUACACCCUUCCAAACGAGCCCAAUUGUGUGGUGAAGUUCAAUUUUGGUCCUGACUUUGAAUCCUUCCCCACAGAAUUUGAAGGCUGUCCAAUCCCAAAGCCCAUGAUUGAAGUUCCUUAUCAUGGAUUCGACAACCAAGUUGAAAACGGUGUAUUAGAUGAGAACAAACAAUAAGGCAUUGUUUUAAUCAGUUAAUUGUUUCUUAUAAAUGAAAAAAAUGUAUUCGGGCUUCCUUAUUCCUUUCCCUGAUGUGUCUCGAAAGGAAUUAGAUAUUCCUUGUGGAUUUUUCCAGGGUACAGAAUAUGAGGUUGUUGUAUAAUGAAUGAUUAAUCUUAUAUGUUCUCUUAAUCAAUGCAAAUUGCUUAUCAUUUAUCUCUUAA